GCUCACGUGGCCCACCCCGCUAGGGGAGAAGGGACCGGCGGGCAAUGGCCGGCUCCACGCUUUGGUUCUCGCUGCUGCUGGCGGCAGCGACCGCUGGGCCGGCGACGGCCCUAUGGCCUUGGCCCCAGUACAUCCAAACCUCCGACCAGCGCUACGCCGUUUUGCCGAAGAACUUCGACUUCCGGUACCACGCCGGCUCUGCCGCUAAGCCCGGCUGCUCCGUCCUCGACCAGGCCUUCCAACGCUACCGUCACCUGCUCUUCCACUCGGCGUCUGACUCCCCCACUGGCCGCACAGAAAAGCAAUACGCGGCAGAGAAGAAUACAUUGACUAUCUUUGUGGCCACCCCCGGCUGCCACCAGCUGCCUAGUUUGGAGUCAGUGGAGAAUUACACCCUGACCAUAAAUGAUGAGCAGUGCUUCCUUCUCUCUGAGACUGUCUGGGGAGCUCUCCGAGGUUUGGAGACUUUUAGCCAGCUUAUUUGGAGAUCUGCUGAUGGCACGUUCUUUAUCAACAAGACGGACAUUGUGGACUUCCCCCGCUUCCCUCACCGGGGCCUGCUGUUGGAUACGUCUCGCCAUUACCUGCCACUGUCUAGCAUCCUGGAUACUCUGGAUGUCAUGGCCUACAAUAAAUUCAACGUGUUCCACUGGCAUCUGGUAGAUGACCCUUCCUUUCCAUAUGACAGCGUCACUUUUCCUGAGCUUGCCAGAAAGGGCUCCUACAACCCUGUCACCCACAUCUACACAGUGCAAGAUGUGAAGGAAGUGGUUGAAUAUGCACGGCUCCGGGGUAUCCGUGUGGUGCCAGAGUUUGACACCCCGGGCCAUACUUUGUCCUGGGGAUUAGGUGUCCCUGGAUUGUUGACUCCUUGCUACUCUGGCUCUAAACCUUCUGGUACCUUUGGACCAGUGAACCCCAUUCUCAACAGUACCUAUGAGUUCAUGACCACAUUCUUCUUGGAGAUCAGCUCUGUCUUCCCAGAUUUUUAUCUUCACCUUGGAGGAGAUGAGGUUGAUUUCUCCUGCUGGAAGUCCAAUCCAGAUGUCCAGGCCUUUAUGAAGAAGAAAGGCUUUGGCGAAGACUUCAAACAGCUGGAGUCCUUGUACAUCCAGAUGCUGCUGAACAUCGUUUCUGCCUAUGGCAAGGGCUACGUGGUGUGGCAGGAGGUGUUUGAUAAUAAAGUAAAGGUUCAGCCAGACACGAUCAUACACGUAUGGCGAGAAGAGGCACCAGUAAACUAUUUGAAGGAGCUGGAACUGAUCACCCAGGCUGGCUUCCGAGCCCUGCUCUCUGCCCCCUGGUACCUGAAUCGUAUAACUUAUGGCCCUGACUGGAAGGAGUUCUACAUGGUGGAGCCCCUGGCAUUUGAUGGUAGCCCUGAGCAGAAGGCUCUGGUGAUUGGUGGCGAGGCCUGCAUGUGGGGCGAGUAUGUGGACAGCACAAACCUGGUCCCCAGGCUCUGGCCCAGAGCAGGGGCUGUUGCCGAGAGGCUGUGGAGCAACAGCCGCGUGACCGACUUGGAAUUUGCCCUCACACGUUUGACAAAUUUCCGUUGUGAGCUGCUGAGGCGAGGUGUCCAGGCACAGCCCCUCAAUGUAGGCUACUGUGAACAGGAGUUUGAACAGGCUUGAGCAAGCAGCCCCAGGUACCGAGGAGGGUGCUGGCCCUGGGACAGUGAUAGUGGAGCCAGGCUGGUGAGGCUUCCACUGUGUCCCAGCUGCAGGAUGGAGCCCGCUGCCCCCAUGCCCCCGUGCCUGGAGAGAAGGGGGCGAGUGCCGGUGCUGGCAUCCAAUAAAGAAUGAUGUGGCAUUUUUCUAUAAUGAACAUGGAUUAUCUGUGUUAAAAAAAAAAAUGAGGGGCCCUGGGAUGUAGGAGGUGCCAGGAUUGCCCUUCUACUCUUGAGAGUGAAAGGGCUCAGUAGAGCCCAGCCAGUCUGCCCCUGAGGGAUCCUGUAAGUUGAGGAUUGGGAGCGAGACCCAUAGUCUCUGUGCUGUCCUGCUUAGCCUGGGUUACGUAACUUGUCUCCCACCCCCAACACAUGGCCCAGACGUACACUUUAGCCCUAUCACUUCAGCAUCAGAACUGCAAGUACGUGGAACUCCAAGCAUUAGAACUCCAAGUACAUGGAACUUCCAAGUACAUGGAAGAAGACUAUAGGGGCCUGAAGGAGUUCUGGGCAGGGGCAAAGGUUCCAGCCCCAAUCUGUUCACAGAAGCCCCUCUCCCAUGUAUACGCCCACUAUUCCCCUCCUCUAGUGCUUUUCUCCUUUGGGUUCCUUGUUAAUUCAAUUUUAUGCAACCAUUAUUUAAAUCCAGAGUAAAUCUGGUGGUCUAGACACUGUGGUAGGUGUUAAGUUUGAAGAAUUUGGUCCUCAGAGGCCCUGAUCAAUUCCCAAUAUUGCAGACAACUUCCAUCAUCACCACCACACUCCCGCCCCGUUUCACCCCAUAGCAUCUCAGGGCACACCUGAGACCCUGAGAGCAAAGUCCCUGGGAGAAAAGGGGUUGGGCCUCAAAAGAGGCUUUGGACCUGUGACCAAUAGUCCCCCAGGAGGAAAGGUCUCAUUGUGGGCCCACACUGCCCCCUGGUGGAUUCCUGGGCAGACUAUUUGUGAUGGGGACUCCUUUGGCCAUUAUUUGCAAAGUUCUCUUGCCUGGUCCUGGGCUGGCACCAUAGUAGAGUGGUCCCAGGCAUUUCUUUCAGAAAACUUCCAGUCUGGUAGAUAGAGAAACUUGGGGAAGGCAGGGUUGAGAAAGGAACCAAAUAAAAUUUAGACCUUAAACUCCAUGCUUCAGUCCCUGUCUUAGUCAUCUAGUGCUGCUAUAACAGAAAUAUCAAUACCACAAGUGGAUGGCUUUAACAAAGAGAAAUUUAUUUCCUCACAGUCUGGUAGGCUACAAGUCCAAAUUCAGGGUGUCAGCUCCAGGGGAAGACUUGCUUUCUCUCUCUUGGCUCUGGAGGAAGGUCCUUCUCAUCAGUCUUCCCCAGGACUAGGAGCUUUUGCAUACAGGAACCUUGGGUCCAAAGGACACACUCUGCUCUUGGUACUACUUUCUUGGUGGUAUGAGGUCCCCACUCUCUGCUUGCUUCUAUUUUUAUCUCUUGAGAGAAAAGGUGGUGAAGGCCACACCUGGAAACUCCCUUUACAUUGGAUCAGGGCUGUGACCUGGGUAAGGGUGUUACAAUCCCAUCCUAACCCUCUUUAACAUAAAGUUACAAUUACAAAAGGGAGGACAGCCACACAAUACUGGGAAUCAUGGCCUAACCAAGUUGACACAUAUUUUGGGGGGACACAAUUCAAUCCAUGACAGUCCCCCAAUCAUCUUCCUCUGUGGACCUGGUUAGAGGUAGACCCAGCCCUGCCUUCUUGCAUUAUUUCUGUAGGGACAGGGUGGGCACCUUCUACCUGCAAAAAUCCUGCUGGGGACGUGGUUUUCACACAGCCCGGCUUAGUCAAGCCCAGGCCUCUGGCUUGGAGAGAUACUAGAGCUAAGUCUUUACUACCUAUACCUACCACAGGGCCCUCCUUACUUCUAUCACCCAGAAGCCUGUGGGGUGGUCCCAGGCAUGGACCAUAGAAAAAUGUACAUACGCUUCAAACACCUCUGCUUCCCUCCUGAUCACAACUAAUGUUGCUAUUGUUUGGGAUAAUGUUAAAUGAAAAGAGCAGACACUAAGUUAUAAAUCUAAACUGGUGAAGGAAAAGACCAUGAAAACACUUGUGUUAGAACAGUAAGUUUCUAUGAUUUCUUACUCUUUUUGCAAACAUUUUCUUUAAUGUUAUUAUUUUUACAAUUAAAAGUUAUGACAACAAAAGCACAAGCAGCAAAACAAAAUAGAUAAAUGAGACCUCAUAAAAAUUCUGUACUUUUGUUCAUCAAAGAACUUUAUUGACAAAGUGAAGAGACAAUCUACUGAUUCAGAGAAAGUUUUUAGGGACCAUUUAGCUGAUAAGGGUCUAAUAUCCAAAUAUGUAUAUAUAUUAAAAAGUUUUUCUACAACUUAACAACAAAAAGACAAACAACCCAAUUAAAAUAUAGGCAAAGAACUUGAACAGACAUUUCACCAAAGAGGAUAUACAAAUGGGCAACAAGCACAUGAAGAGAUGUUCAACAUCGUUAGCCACUACCUAGACCAACCCAACCUGUUUCCGUCAAGUCAGUUCUGACUCAGCGACCCUAUAGGACUGAGUAGAACUGCCCCAUAGUGUUUCCAAGGAGCGGCUGGUGGAUUCCAACUGCCGACCUGGUUAGCAGCAGAGCUCUUAACCAUUGCACCACCAGGGCUCCUAUAUCCACUACAAAAUCAAAACCAAACCCGUUGCCAUCAAUUCCAACUCGGCGAGCCUAUAGGACAGAGUAGAACUGCCCCAUACCAUUUCCACGGAGUGCCUGGUGGAAUUGAACUGCCAACCUUUUGGUUAGUAGCCAUAGCGCUUAACCACUAUGCCACCAGGGGUUUCUACCUAUAGCCACUAAAACCCCAAAACCCAUUGCCAUUGAGUCGAUUCUGACUCAUAGCGGGCCUAUAGGACAGAGUAGACUGCCCCAUAGAGUUUCCAAGUAGUGCCUGGUGGAUUCGAACUGCCAACCUUUUGGUUAGCAGCCAUAGCACUUAACACUACACCACCAGGGUUUCCUGUAGCCACUAAAAAAAAACCAAACCCAGUGCCGGCAAGUCGAUACCAACUCAUAGCCACCCUAUAGCCACUAAAAUAGCCUCUAGGGAAAUGCAGAUCAAAACCACAAUGAAAUACCACCUCAUCCCCAUUAGAAUGGCAAUGAUUAAAAGAAAAAUGGAAAACAACAGGUACUGACAAGGUUGUGGAGAAAUUGAAACCCUCUUCCAUUCCUGGUGGGAAUAGUACAGUUGCUGUGAAGAAGUACUUGGCAGUUCCUCAAAAAAUUGAACAUGGAAUUACCAUAUGAUCCAGCAAUCCCAAUCCUAGGUAUAUGCCCAAAAGAAAUGCAAGCAGGAACACAAACAGAAACCUGUACACCAGUGUUCCUUGCAGCACGUUUUACAAUACCCAAAGGCUGGAAACAAGCAGUAUGUCCACCGACAGAUGGACGGAUAAACAAAAUGGCUUAUACACACGAUGGAAUAUUACUCAGCCUUAAAUGAGGUAGUGGUGCAUGCCACAACAUAGAUGAACUUAGAAAACAUGCUGAGCUAAGUCAAUUAGAAAAGAACAAUUACAAAAUACCUCAUAUAGAAUAAGCAGAUAUAGAAAAUCUACGAUAAUUAGUGGUUACUAGGGGUGGGAGUGGGUAGAGAAGGAGGAAUUUUGCUUAAGGGGCGUUGAGUCUGUGUUAAUGGUGGUGGGAUAAUCAUGAAAAAUGGUGUCAUUGUCACUGAAUUGGGCAUGUGGAAAUUGCUGAAUUGGUGAAUAUUUUGCUGCGUAUAUUUUCUCCACAAUUAAAAACCCCUCAGGAAACGUGUAGCUCAAUUGGCAUAACAUAGUUUAUGAAGAAAAUAUUCUACAUUCUACUUUAGUGAGUAGUGUCUGGGGUCCUGAAAGCUUGUAAGUGGCCAUCUAAGAUACCCCACUAGUCUCACCCCAUCUGGAGCAAGCGAGAAUGAAGAAAACCAAAGAUACGAGGGAAAGAUUAGUCUAAAGGACUAACGGACCACAAGUACCACAGCCUCCACCGGACUGAGUCCAGCACAACGAGAUGGUACUCAGCUCCCACCACCAACUGCUCUGACAGGCAUCACAACAGAAGGUCUUGGACAGAGCUGGAGAUAAAUGUAGAACAAAAUUCGAAACAAAAAAAAAGACAACUUACCGAUCAGGCAGAGACUGGAGAAACCCUGAGACACCCAGACACCCUUUUAGCUCAGUAAUGAAGUCACUCCUGAGAUUCACCCUUCAAGCAAAGAUUAGACAGGCCCAUGAAACAAAACAAGACUAAAUGGGCACACCAGCGGGGGGCAAGGACUAGAAGGCAGGAGGGGACAGGAAAGCUGGUAACGGGAAACUCAAGGUCGAGCAGGGGAGAAUGUUGAUAUGUUGUGGGGUUGCCAACCGAUGUCACAAAAUAUGUGUAUUGUUUAAUGAGAAACUACUUUGAUCUGUAAACCUUCAUCUAAAGUACAAUAAACCUACUGCCGUUGAGUCAAUUCUGACUCAGCAACCCUAUAGGACAGAGUAGAACUGCCCCAUAGAGUUUCCAAGGAGCACCUGGCGGAUUUGAACAGCUGACCUCUUGGUUAGCAGCCGUAGCACUUAACCACUACACCACCAGGGUUUCCCUAAAGUACAAUAAAAAAGAAAAAGUAAAUAAAAACCCAUGUUGUUAGGUGCUAAGGAAUAGAAUCCAACUCAUAGCAACUCUAUGUAUGACAGAAUGAAAUGUUGCCCGGUCUUGCACCAUCUUUACAAUCUUUGCUAUGUUUGAGCCCAUUGUUGCAGCCACUGUGUCAGUCCAUCUCACUGAAGGUCUUCCUCUCUUUCACUGAGCCUCUACCAAGCAUGAUGUUCUUCUCCAGGGACUGGUUUCUCCUGAUAACGUGCCCAAAGUACGAGAAGUCUCAUCAUCCUAGGAUUGUAUAAUACAAAGAGUAAACCCUAAUCUCAAGUAUGGAUUUUAAUUAACAAUGUAUCAAUAUUGGUUCAUCAGUGGUAACAUAUGUACCAUAGGAAUACAAGAUGUUAAUAAAAGGAACAAUCUAAGAUACAUCUAUUGGUCCCAUCCUGUUUGGAGCAAAGGAAAAUGAAGAAAACCAAAGACAAGAGGAAAAUACUAGUCCAGAGGACUAAUGGGCCCACAUGAACCACAGCCUCCACCAGCUUGAGCCCAGAAGAGCUAGAUGAUUUCCAGCUACCACCGCCAACCACUCUGACAGGGAUCACAAAAGAGGGUCCUGGACAGAGCGGGAGAAAAAUGUAGAAGAAAAUUCAAAUUUGCAAAAAAAAAAAAAGACCAGACUUACUGG
This is a messenger RNA of Loxodonta africana (African savanna elephant), 6942 nucleotides long. It is a transcript of the gene HEXA, whose product is annotated as hexosaminidase subunit alpha. Gene Ontology annotation, cellular component: lysosome; membrane. The record is from RefSeq and is a predicted model, not a curated record. Lineage: Eukaryota; Metazoa; Chordata; Mammalia; Proboscidea; Elephantidae. Gene Ontology annotation, biological process: glycosaminoglycan metabolic process; carbohydrate metabolic process; ganglioside catabolic process. The transcript has 14 exons. Gene Ontology annotation, molecular function: beta-N-acetylhexosaminidase activity. The coding region runs from base 45 to 1634 and encodes 529 amino acids.